Messenger RNA from Dendrobium catenatum, 580 nucleotides. Its product is annotated as protein MHF2 homolog. The transcript has 5 exons. The record is from RefSeq and is a predicted model, not a curated record. Gene Ontology annotation, cellular component: FANCM-MHF complex; Fanconi anaemia nuclear complex. Gene Ontology annotation, biological process: kinetochore assembly; resolution of meiotic recombination intermediates; replication fork processing. NCBI's taxonomy places the organism in Eukaryota, Viridiplantae, Streptophyta, Magnoliopsida, Asparagales, Orchidaceae. The coding region runs from base 38 to 397 and encodes 119 amino acids.
GUACAGCGUAAUCCGCCUUUCUAUUUAUCCCGCCUAUAUGUAUAGUAUUAGACGAGGACAUCGUAAUCCGGCUUUCCUUUUCGGUCAUUCCCGCCCAAUGGAGAACACCUUCGACAGCGACCUAAUCUACUCCAUAUUCAAACUUGCUUGGAGUAGGAAAACGCCCGAUAAGAGCAAAGAGGCUGAACCAAUCGAUACAGAGGUUGCAAGAGCAUCAAAGAAGAAUCGAUCAACUACUGCUAAUUCCAAUGCACUAACGGUUAGCUGCGAGCUUCUUCGCAUCUUUGUCACGGAGGCGGUAGAAAGAGCUGCAAUAAUCGCUGAAGCAGAGGGCAACGGUAAAAUUGAAGCCACACAUUUAGAGAGGAUACUUCCACAGCUGCUAUUAGAUUUCUGACCACGCAUAAAAAUCCGCGGUAGAAGUUGUGCGAGUCUUUAGCCCUUCGAAAGUUUUUGUAUCAGUAAUUCAGUAUGAAUGUUGAAGUUGUUUAAUUUAUGUUAAGAUAAGUGUUUUAUAUAAAUAAUAAAUUAAAAAUUAUAUUAAACUAUCUGAAAAUAAAUAUAAUGAAUUUGAAAUUCA